Protopterus annectens (West African lungfish) is the source of this 2237-nucleotide messenger RNA. It is a transcript of the gene SH3GL2, whose product is annotated as SH3 domain containing GRB2 like 2, endophilin A1. The record is from RefSeq and is a predicted model, not a curated record. The transcript is spliced from 9 exons. NCBI's taxonomy places the organism in Eukaryota, Metazoa, Chordata, Ceratodontiformes, Protopteridae. Gene Ontology annotation, molecular function: protein binding. Gene Ontology annotation, biological process: synaptic vesicle uncoating. Bases 331 to 1284 code for a protein of 317 amino acids. Gene Ontology annotation, cellular component: glutamatergic synapse; cytoplasm; presynapse.
AACGUAGUCUAUUAGUCAACAACAUGACAGUGACUCUAGGAUCAGGACAGCCAUCCUCUUUCUUUCAAGUUCCUGCUUACAGAGAUACAUAAAAGCUCAUGACAGCUUAUCUUUACUGUGUGCAUAAUUUGCCUUAAUUCAUUAGAGGAAAAUAUUUCCUUUCAAAGGAGCACAGAAUGAGAAAGAGACCACCGAUGGACGUGGAUAAUAACUGAAGAAUAAAAUGAAGACCAAACAUAAAUCUAGGAAGACAUACACAGCAUCAGAAUUAAAGUGAGUGAGAAGGUUGGAGGAGCUGAAGGGACAAAGCUGGACGAUGAGUUUAAAGAAAUGGAAAGGAAAGUGGAUAUUACCAGCCGAGCUGUAAUGGAGAUAAUUACCAAGUCAACAGAAUACCUGCAGCCUAAUCCAGCCUCAAGAGCUAAGCUCAGCAUGAUCAGUACAGUGUCAAGGAUGCGAGGGCAAGAGAAAGGACCAGGCUAUCCUCAGGCAGAAGCCCUACUAGGAGAAGCUAUGCUCAAGUUUGGAAGAGAACUUGAAGAUUCCUGUUUUGGCUUUGCCCUUCUUGAUGUUGGAGAAGCUAUGAAGGAGCUGUCUGAGGUCAAGGAUUCUUUGGACAUAGACGUGAAGCAGAACUUUAUUGAUCCACUUCAGAACCUUCAUGACAAAGAUCUAAAGGAAAUACAGCAUCACUUAAAGAAGUUGGAAGGACGACGCUUAGAUUUUGAUUAUAAGAAGAAACGACAAGGCAAAAUUCCAGAUGAGGAAAUCCGAAUGGCCUUGGAGAAAUUUGAGGAGUCCAGAGAAGUUGCAGAGUCCAGCAUGUUUAACCUCUUAGAGAGUGAUAUUGAACAAGUGAGUCAACUUAAUGCCUUAGUGAAAGCCCAGCUGGAGUACCAUGGACGGGUGACUGAUAUACUGCAGCAGCUCUCCAUAAAGUUAGAGCAAAGACUGCGAGAUAUGUCGACCCAGCCCAGAAGAGAGUAUCAGCCAAAGCCUAGACUGAGCCUGGAACUCACAACUGACAAUGCACAACACAAUGGUGGGCUAUCCGUUAGCACUGCUGCAAAAACCCCAGUUUCAGGGGCUCCAAUGGACCAGCCAUGUUGUAGAGCAUUAUAUGACUUUGAACCUGAGAAUGAAGGAGAGUUGGGAUUUAAAGAAGGAGACAUUAUAACUCUAACUAAUCAGAUUGAUGAGAACUGGUAUGAGGGAAUGCUUCAUGGCCAGUCAGGAUUCUUCCCUAUCAACUAUGUCGAAAUUCUGGUUCCUUUACCUUUGUAACAUUAUUGUAUCACUGGAUAACAGAAGAACACCGUGUGGGUGCUUUUGUUUAAUGCAUUGUUUAUUCUUUGCAGCUUGAGUACCUACAAAAAACACGAACACAAUGGCUUUCUUUUAGCAAUUAUACAUUUGACAAUGUCAAUUGUUUACAGGUAUAAUAGUUAUUUUUUUUUGCUUAAGUAGCAGACAAAAAUCCUAGCUCUUGGAUUCUUCUGUUCUUGAUAAUAUUAAAUCUACAUUUUUUAUUGUCCUUAAAAUCUAAUGGUUAUCAGAGUUCCAUUUAGUAUUAUAAGCUUUUUAGGUGUGCUGUAGUAUAAACUGCAGUGAUCCUUUUCAGCUAACAAUAAGCCAUUGUCUCUCUGUUUUUGCCACAAUGCUCCUCUGGUCAUGUUGUCAGGUAGUUCUGGUUGUACAUGUGGACCACUCAAUGCUGGCUGAGUAUAGCUUAAGCCACACAAAACAUAAAAUUAACGUUAAAAAUGGUCCACAUGAGGGGAGGGGAAAGAAUAGUACACCAUUUAAUAAGAUGUACUCCUGUCAUACAACAUAAAGCAGGGAAAAAAUCUUUAGACUUUCACAUAUUUGUGCUUCUGGACAUUUGACAUAAGUAUUUUGCCCUCAAUGAGGACACACAGAUCUGAAAUGAAAAUUUAUUUUUGUGCUGAGCAAUGUGUUGUUACAAGUAAUUAUUUGUAAUUUGUGACUGCUUUAUCUAUAUAUAUAUAUAUACCUGCUAUGUAUUUUGUUCCUGUGUAUACUGUCACAUCUGGCAAUUGUUAUUUUUGUAAAUAUUGGGAAACUGGCUUGCUUGAUUUAUCAAAGACCAUUUACACUAUUAUGUUGAUUAUAUUAGUCUUUUCAGUGCUGUACCAAAUAUGAAAGCAAAAACUCAAGUGUUGCAAUUACUUUAUGGAGCAUUGCUGAUUGAAAUAAUAAACAAUGCUGAAAAUCCA